This is a messenger RNA of Oldenlandia corymbosa var. corymbosa, 3051 nucleotides long. Lineage: Eukaryota; Viridiplantae; Streptophyta; Magnoliopsida; Gentianales; Rubiaceae. The record is from the annotation of a GenBank genome assembly.
AUGGGAAGAGACAAUGUGAGAAGAGAGAACGAUGUUGAUUCUUUGAGAGGAUCUUACACCCCACAUGAAGAACAGGUACCUCUCACCAUUACUCUCGGAGGAGACUCGCAAAUCCUAAACGUGGAGCCAAUUCUUACAAUCCGUCCAGAGCCGGAGGAACAAGAAUGGGAGUUAAGACGAGCGAAACAAGAAUGGUCUAAAGAAGCAGCUUUGGGAGAGAGUAUAUAUUCCAAAGGUUUAAAACUAUUGGAGGAAGUACAAGUUCUCAAAUUUCAUAAUAGUAGUAUUAGUGGUUCUGGUGAUUGUUUGGUGGAAAUGGAUAUUUUGGAGAAACUGCUGGAUACCUGGACUUGGUUUACUUCUCAUCACGCGAUUAUGGGUACUCAUUCAAGGCCUGAUGAACUCUUUCCGUUUUUCAAAUUGUUGAAGCCCAAGAAGCAGCUGUCUAAAGACGAGGUUGUCCACCCAAUUCUACCACCAGAUACUCUCAAGAGAGGGGUGCUUUGGCUAAAAAAUGGGGUAGAAAAAGGAGUAGAGAGAUCUAUAAUUUUUUUUUUUUUUGUGAAGAAUGGGAUUGUGAAUAGUUUUAACAACAUGCCGGACGAUUCCUUUGUGAUUGAUCAUAAGUUAUUGUACAAUGAUUUGGUUGGACUGAUUUGUGAAAGAGUGGGGUGGAAUAGAAAGAAUGUGAAUUUGAGUCUAUCGAUUUUGUAUGAUACGAUGCGCAAUGGUUUUAGGCGUAUCGCCAAAAUCAAGGACGACGCAUCGUUGCAAGUGUUGUAUUUCCUCCCAAGUUCGACAUAUAUUGAUUUGUAUGUAGAUUUGGAGGUGGCGGGUACUUCUAGGUCCCAUUUGGAAGUAGGGACAAGUAGUGGUAGGCCGAAUGUGGAGAAUGUCGAUUACAUGGAAGAUGAUGAUGUGGGUGGACCGUUUAUGGAGGAUGGCGAUCACAUGGAAUAUGAUCACGGUGAAGAUGAUGAGGACUACACAUCGAUAAGUGAUCAAAGUGAUGAAAACCAAUCAAUAUCCGAAGGAAGUCGGGAGAGUGAUGAAGAGGUCGAAGACAAAUUCGCCACAAAGGAUAGGCACAUAUAUCGUUCACAGGGUACGUGGGAUCAUACAAAAGUGGACAAGGAUGAUUUUCAACUUACCAUGUGGGAUGGGACAACCGCAACAAUUGGGAUAGGGACUUGUUUCAAGAAUAAGGAAGAAGCAAAAAAUGGUAUUGCAGCGUGGAACAUAGAGCAAAAGAGAGAGUUUUAUGUGAAGGAAAGUGAUGGUUCAACAUGGUCUAUUUGGUGCAAAUCCCUAAAAGAGUCAACCCCUAAGGGUUAUGUUCCUUGCCGUUGGAAGGUACGUGCCUCCUUGAGAGACCAUGGUUUGUGGGAGAUAGUGAAAUGGGUGCCCGAGCACAAUUGUAUGAAUGUCACCGAGGAUAACAAUAAUCGGAAUGUGAGCGCAACGCUUAUUGCGCAUCUCAUAAGGCAUAAGGUUGAGUUGGACCCAGAUUAUGAAGUGAAUCUAGUUCAGGAAGAAGUGAAAGACCGUAUGCAUGUAGAUGUUCCUUACCACAGGGCAUGGGAGGGAAGGAGAAAAGCUAUCGAUCUUGUUUACGGCGACUGGGUUUCCAAUUUUGACAUACUUCCAAGUAACUUGGUGGCGCAGUUUCGAAGUAAAAAGAUCAAAAGGUUGUGUUGGGAGAUGGGCACGAAACUUUCUAAGUCUAAAUUCAAAGAACUAAGGAAUGAGCUACGUGAUUUUAGCAAUGAUGCUUAUUUGUAUCUCGAGGAGAUUGAUGCUUGUCAGUGGACUCUUGCCAAAGACAAACACUAUCGUUGGGGUAACCAGACAACGAACAUUUCUGAGAGCUACAACAACGUCCUCAAGGGUGUUCGUUUCUUGCCAAUCCGGGCUUUGGUGGAAGCUACUUUUAUUAAGACUGUGGAUUUGUUCCAGGAAGAAUACGUGAAGUCGAGGAAAUGUAUUACUCCGGUCCCAACUGACUUGUGGGAAGACUUCAAGAAAAAAGAAAAGAAAGCCGCGCAACACAAAGUCAACUGUUAUGGUGCUAUUAAUGGCAAGUUCAAGGUGAAAAGUAGAGCCCGACUUGGUGGUAAAGGGGAUAACACGUACACUGUGAAAUAUGAAGAGAAGAAGUGUUCUUGCAAGAAGUGGCAAGAGUAUAGGUUCCCUUGUACACAUGCACUAGCUGUGUGUCGGAAGAUAAAAGAUCAACCAAUCAAUACGGUGAAUCCAUAUUUCAGGGUUGUUGCUUGGCAAGACCAAUUCAGGGGCGCGAUGACUUUUCCCCGAAUACCACUUUGGAUCCUGACAAUACUCGAGGAUUUGGAUGUCUGUGCUACCUACAGUUGGGGGUCAGCUGUUUUAGCUAAGUUGUACUUUGCUCUGUUUCAAGCUUCCGCGCCCGGGAAAAAAGACAUUACCGGAUGUUAUAUGCUGAUGCAGUUAUGGGUUUGGGAGCGUAUCCCAAGACUUCAACCAAAGAGGAAGGUUAAAGAUGAGAGUUACUUGGUGCCGGACGCACCAUUAGGCAAUAGGUGGAAAUGCCCAAAAUCCAAAGCGAACAUCGCCGCUCAUUGUGUUGCUGGCAUCAGGGAUCAGUUAUCUAGCCUAAGGGAUGGGGAUGACGUGGAUCUUUUGUUGGGCCAUCGAGAACCAUACGAGCCCAAUCGGGUCCUUCGUCAAUUUCAAUGCGUCCAAACUGUGCCAGAGUACCCGUUAAUCAAUGACAUUGAUCGCUGGAAUGCGAUACACCACGGAUGCCUUGGGACUGGAAAGGCAUAUAAUGAUUGGGUGCAAAAACACACUGAGGUACGACCUCAUUGGAAUGUGAGAGAUCAGCACGUGGUCCCUCAUGAAUUGGGUAAUCCGGAACUAGGUCCUCAAUGCACAUCGGACUACAUGCCGUGGUUUCAAAAGAAGACUAUCAGAUUUAUGACUGAUCCCACUCAAUACGGCCCUCUGGCACAGGGUUAUCACUCGUCUUCAUCUUUGGAGAGAUUUUAUGUAAGAUCUAAUAUUAUAUUUUGA